Ictalurus punctatus (channel catfish) is the source of this 2392-nucleotide messenger RNA. RefSeq lists its product as uncharacterized. The transcript is spliced from 6 exons. NCBI's taxonomy places the organism in Eukaryota, Metazoa, Chordata, Actinopteri, Siluriformes, Ictaluridae. The coding region runs from base 401 to 952 and encodes 183 amino acids. The record is from RefSeq and is a predicted model, not a curated record.
GAGAGGAGGACGAGAGGGAGAAGAGGAGGAGAGGAGAGGAGGAAGAGAGGGAGAAGAGGAGGAGAGGAGGAGAGGACGAGAGGGAGAAGAGGAGGAGAGGAGAGGAGGAAGAGAGGGAGAAGAGGAGGAGAGGAGAGGAGGACGAGAGGAAGAAGAGAAGAGGAAUGUGGAUGCUGUAGAGAAACAGGGAUCCCUGAUCACACUGGCCUGGAGCAAACCAGCAAGCAACAAUACACAGGAAGUGACCUCAGCUCUACCUGAAGCACGGGCCACAGAGGCGACGUCUGCAGACUCACACACUCCGGACCACACACACUCGGGUUUAUCCCAGCACGAACACACACCGCGUGCACAGGCACACACACUGGUGGAGCCGCUACAGGAGCAGUCCACAUCCAGCAUGGAGACUCAGAACGAGAGCAGCAGCGAUGAACACGGAACAACAUCAGCAGCUCUGGACCUCAACUCUGAGACACGCACACAGGAGGCAGUGUGUGAGGGAGUGUGUGAGGGAGUGUGUGAGGAACAGCAGCUCCAGCGAGAGGCCACCAUGAGUAGCCUCAUCAUCAUCCAGAGAAAAGCAGAGCAACGCUGGCAACGAGACCGAGACCGACAAAUCCUUAGACUUCAGGAGCGACUAUCAAUCGUUCAGAACAGGAAGUCAGACGAGGACCUGCUGGGACUGAGACGCGAGGAAACAUUCAGACAGCUGACCAACACACUGCAGCAGGAAGAUGAGCAGCAGCAGAAGGUGUUGGUCAGAGAGAAACUGCAGCAGCUGUGGAGAGAGCGUUCUUAUAUUCUACAGUCCAGAAGAGAGAGGAAUACGGCUGAAUUUAAGGAACUCCUCACACCUACAACUCAGUGUCCGACGAAUUCAGAAGAUGUGCUCAACACACGUACACACACACACAUCAACACCACACACACACACCUACCUGACAUUCCCUGACAGCGUUGUCCUGUUUGUGUUAAAGGUGCAGUCUGGUUAUUUAAAAGUUCUUCUAAACCUGUAAUAAUCAGCCACUUUUACAGAAACUGGAAUUCACAGCACUGACAUGCGUCGAAACAUCUCACACUUCUGUUCACGUUUUUCUGGUCCUGCAGUAAACUCUACACCUGCGGCCUGAAUAUAACCCGAGAUAAACUAGACAUAAAACUAAAAUCCUGAUCUUCCGUACAGAUGAUCAGGAAGUCAGUGGAUCGUUAAAGUUCCCUUCUAAUUAUUUGUGCUCCACAGAAUUCUCCAGCAACGGUGAAGUCUUCACUACGAACACUAAAGGGUUAACGUUGAUGCGUCAGAUUUAUAUCACUUUGCUCGCAGCUGAUUGGUCCAAUUUGGGUUUGUGAUCUCUUACCCAGAAUAAAAACCCGCUCCGGAGCAGGUUAGCCAUGUAGUGCAAGUUACCACGGUGAUGAAACCCGCUGAAAAUCAGUCCAUCUUGUUUGCUCGAAACUCAAACUUACUUUCGUAUCCACGGAAACCGGCUUCGUGCCACAGGCCUCGGGUUGAGAAGCUGUGGAAGUUCGUCUUUAUUUUCACUGUAAAUGCAAUUCGACUUCCAGACACCAGAGGGAACUAGACAAACAUUACAAACUGCAGCUUCAAAUUUUCAUUUAAAAAAUGCUAGCAUGCUAAUAUUAAAGGUGCGAUCAGUGAUUUUUUUUUUUUUUAAGUGUAAUUUAGAUUCACUCAGAUUAUAAAUCAAAGAAACAAAACACUUUGUGAGAUCACCAACAUCCAGCCAAUCAGGACAAAGAGGUGUGUCUAUUUACUUAAUAAUGUUGCAUUCAGGUGUUCCAGCCCUGACAGUGUGUGUGUGGGUGUUUUGUGGGUGUGGCUUUCAAUAUCUAACAGGAGGCUCAGUAUUUGAUGCCUUUUGGAUUUAAAAUGCUACGUUGCUAAAAUUGCUGAUUGCACCUUUAAUGCUGAUGUUAUUAAUGUGUGUGCUGGUGGAGGCACAACAUUCCUUUAAAAAAAAAAAAAAAUGACAGACAAGUGUGUAUUACACACGUAAACUCUUUUAUUGAACUUUUCGACAAUGUGUUGUCUUGAUUCUGGCACUGUUUCAGAAGUGUGUGUGUAUGUGUGUGAGAUUAUAACUUAAAUCCUAUACACAAUUGCUUUAAAGUUUAAAUAUUCAGUAACAUAUACAGUAUAUAAAAGUCUACAAUGAUAAUGUCGGUGGUAAUGAAUUAAAAACAACCCAUUCUAUAUAUCUUUUCUUUGCUUCUUGUUAUUCGUUUAAAACGCGUGAACGUUUCUUUAUUGGAAUGGAAGAUGGAGGUUCUAGUUUAGCAUUCCAGUCUUAGUCGAAGUGAAGGAGUUAUUCAGUGUGCAUUCGGCGGUUUACAGGACGGAGGGAUGAGAGGAGAGGAGAUGAGACGGGGG